AUGACGCAAACCGUGAUGCUCGAGGAUUUGCUGGGAGGCGACCCUUCCUCACCCAUCGUGCGAACGCGGGAGCCGCUCUGGCGCGUUCGGCACCUGCGGCCCCGUCGCCCACCGUCGCAGCUGGGAAAGCCGCCCCCUGUCACAGUGAAGACUCGCUCCGAAGUGCCGCUGCCUCUGAAAACUUCUGGAGAAUCCUCUGGGGAAUGUGGGGAGCCUUCUUUCUUGGCAUUCGGGGAUGCCGUGCGGCUCACGCUCCCCCCGCUGGCAGCUGGCGGCCUCGCUGCUGCGCUCUGUGCCUGCGUCCGCCCCAAGGCCGUUGGUGACGUUGGGCCACGCGAGAUUGUGCCUACGGAUGCGGAGCGCGAGGAGCUGCGACUGGCAGAGGACCUGGCAUCGUCGGGCCGCAGGGCCAAGGACUUCGUCGCAGUCACGGCAGCAAGGGUGCCCGACCCGGAGGUUGUGGUACGGCGAAGUGCCUGGCGAGUGUUCCGGUGUAGCGAGCUCGACGGGUUCCCUGCCGGCUCUCGUGUUCACUACGGGCAGCACUUGCACUUUGGGCUGCCUUCCGUUGACGAUGCCGACUCUGAGAUCUUGCUUAGCUGUGAGCCGCCAAGCCGCUGUGGAGGGCUUGGGGCUCCGUACUUGAUCCUGGGACGCUUCGUGGACUUCGGGCAUGUCUGCCAGGGCCGACGGAGUUGGAACACGGCCUUCACGAUGGUGCCAGAGGAUGCGUCAAGCUCGGCCGGUGGCUUCGGUGACCCGGUGGACUUGAGGUGUGGUGUGCGCAUCAUCCCCAUCGCGCCCUUCUCUUACUUGCAUGGUCCGCGCCUAAUGCAGGCCGUUUUCGGUGGACUGAGCAACCCUGUCGGACGGGGCUGCAUCUCCCGCUGCGCUGCCGUGGGGAAAGAUGUGCGGGAGCUCUUGCUGCACGCCUCUGCGCCAGACGGGGAGCCUCCGGAUGUCGGCUGGGUGCUGGAGCGGCUGUGCCUCACCCAGGGCACGACUUCUCCACCAGCAGGUGCCGACACGACCUUUGCCCGGUGGCACAGCUUGAGGGCUGCGAUCCAAAAACGCAUCCGCCGCCGUGGGGAGGCGCUGGCCUAUAGCACUUUCCGGAAGAUCCUCUCCAAGGACUGCUUGGUGCUGGACGACCCGAUCUCUACCAACCGCUUGCCGGCGGCGGAUGGUGCUGUGACCCUUGCUGAACGCACCCUGGUUGGCGAAUCUAGUGUUUUGACAUCCCUGCGCUGCGACUACGGCGUGCAGCUGGGCGAUGCAGAUAUGCAGUUGAUAACGAAACACUUCCGGCCGCCCGGCACGGAGGCCCUUUGGUCCGAGCCUGUCAUUGACGCCAACGCCUUCGCGGACGCUCUCAGAGGUGAGACUUCGCCAGGGAGGUCACGAACCCUGCAGCAGCUGUACUCCUUGCUGCAGAAGCAGGCCGGGCUGAAGCCUCCAGAGAGCCUCUCCGUCGCCUGGAUCCGUGCACGUGUGGAGUCCAUGGAGGAGGGUGGCCAGCUGUUCCCUGCCGGGGACCUCCUCGCCUCCUUGCCACUGGUCCGCAGCCACGCUGGAAUCACGCGGCUGGCAUUCUUGCGCUGGCAGAUGGAUGCACUAGCGCUCAUCCCUGCCCAUGAGAGCUGCCUCGGGUUCUUAUACCAGAGCCUUGAUGCAAGGUGUCAGAAGGUAUGGUUCAGAGUCGAGGAUCUGUUUUGGGUUUGCCAAGGCUAA
Messenger RNA from Symbiodinium natans, 1731 nucleotides. The record is from the annotation of a GenBank genome assembly. NCBI's taxonomy places the organism in Eukaryota, Dinophyceae, Suessiales, Symbiodiniaceae.